AUGCUGGCUAUUCGACUCUGCUUCUCGAUCACUCUCAUCGGUUUUUAUGGUUGCUUGGGCUUAUCUUUUUCUUCGAACUCAUCGAUGACCGUAAAAAAAUCAAAGUCGAAACCGCUUUUCGUGGAAUGUCUCAACGAUGGAAAAUUGUUGUUCAAGGGCACUGAUUUGAUGUUUCUCGAGAUGAUCAUUUGCACGAAUGCCCACUGCGACUGCUUCACUCUCCAAGGAAUUCAAACAAUCGUCGAAGCCCCGUGUGUUCUUGGGCGCUUUCUGCAGAAUCAGUUCUUCGUCUUUCUGCAUAGAGGAGAGGAACCAGAAAUGAUCGGAGUGAACUGCGCCAAGGUGGCCACGUGUGACGCCAAAACGAUGAAUUUCGAAGGAAAACUCAAGAUCACCUUCAGCCAAUCGAUGAUGUUCACUUGUUUGAAUAGUCUCUGUUUUAUUGCCGCUAUUCUCUUUUUCGUUUACAUUUUGUGGGAUUGCUAUUGUGGCCGAGGUUUUAGUAGGGCUUGGUGGCGACGCGGUACGCGCAGAGCUGCUCCGGCUGCU
Molecule: messenger RNA, 549 nt
Organism: Mesorhabditis belari
Lineage: Eukaryota; Metazoa; Nematoda; Chromadorea; Rhabditida; Rhabditidae
Source: the annotation of a GenBank genome assembly